Molecule: messenger RNA, 847 nt
Organism: Camelina sativa (false flax)
Lineage: Eukaryota; Viridiplantae; Streptophyta; Magnoliopsida; Brassicales; Brassicaceae
Product: GSH-induced LITAF domain protein
Molecular function (GO): zinc ion binding
Source: RefSeq, a predicted model, not a curated record
UUCUAACUUAAAAAGGUCCAUUAAGUGUGAGUAGGUCUUAUCUUCUAGAUUCAAAAUUCGAGAAGAAUCAUAAUGAGAAUGAGAAUCAUUCAAAUCAACAAAUUAGGUAGGCGUGUGGAAUCGAAAUCCGAUCGUCAGAGAUUUGGAACUUUCCCUUUUUAAUUGAAAAAUCCUUCAUCAUCUUCUUCCGCGUGAUUUCCCUAAAGGAAAGAAAAUGGCGAAAGAGGGAACAACGGUGAUCGGAGUUCCGUAUUACGCGGGGCAGAAUCCGUACCAGGCCGGGAUUGUGCCGCCGAACGCUAUCUACGGUGAUCCGUUGGGUGCUCCGAUCCAGCAAACGAUUUAUCGAGACACUCCUGCUCCUUUCAAUUGCCUUUAUUGCGGCAAUACUGGUCUCACCAAUCUCAGAUCAAAACCUGGUGUUGCUGCUGUUGUUGCUUGUAUGAUGCCGUUUAUGCUUGGAUUCUGUUUUCUCUGCCCUUCAAUGGAUUGUCUCUGGAACAAACAGCACCAUUGCCCUCAGUGUGGGAACAAGGUUGCUGACUUUGAGAAAUCAGAUCCUUGCCUUGUUAUGGAUCCGCCUAUGUGGAAGCAACCGAGCUUUGCACUCCCUGCAUGAUAAGAUGUCUCCUUUUAUUGUUCUGAUUAAUAUUUUGCUUGUGAAGUUGAGUGGGUUCUAUUGCAUGUACUGAAAAUUAAUCGAAGAUCAAGAACAACCCUAUAUAGAAUGUGUGAGAAGUGAAAUGCAUAUUCUUCUGUAUCGUUUCACUGAUUCAUGAACUGAACCGGCUAUUGUCUUGACUCUUGUGCUUUCUUGGCUAUGACAAGACUCUUACCUUAACGUAGA